CUUUGGUGACAUGAAAAGAACUUGUUGGUGUCAGAGCUGGACGUUACGGAGCGACACUCUGCGCCUGUUUAUGUGAACUUUUAAUGUUUAUAAUGACAAAAGUUUUAGGUUUUAUUUUAGUGAUGAAUUCACUCCUCUGCUGCGGACAUGCUGAAGACGCAAACCUGAUUAUUGAUCCCAACUGGUCGACUUUUCAUCCUGGAGAGAGCGUGACGUUCAUUUGUGACAUGAGUGAAGGAGAAGAGACCGACUGGCAAUAUGAGAUUAGAAGAAAUGAAAAACAAUUUAUUCAAUACAAUACGCACAAAAGCUACACAUUACAAGGUAUCCAAAUCGAUCAGAGUGGUGAAUACCAGUGCUGUGGACUCAGGAAGAGCUCUGAUGAUACCGACUGCAGUGAUACUGUCUCUUUAACUGUUACUGCUCAACCCAAAGCCAAACUGACUGCAGGUCCCACAACCAUACCAGUAGGGGGCAGUGUGACACUGAGCUGCUCAGUGGAGCCCUCUGCUGGAUGGAAAUACAGAUGGGUCAGAAGGACCCAAAACACACCUGAAGUUGAACUCACUGAAGAAGGAAACAGAGAUAUUAAAGUAACACAAGGAGGAAUAUACCGAUGUAUUGGAAAGAGAGGAAAUGGAGACUAUCCCAGUCUUGUAAGUGACGAAGUGAGCUUCAAUAUAACCUUUUCCAACGAGGUUUUUGUGACUCGACGACCAAACCGGACUCAGAUCUUCAGUGGUGAGUCGAUCACUCUGACAUGUGAGGUCCAGGGAGGAGAAACCACUGAGUGGACGUGUGAAUGGAAGAGAUCUGGGAAACCUGUAAAAGUGGGAAAUGAUAAACACCUGACUGUCAGUGAUGAGUCUGGCAGUGGAGACUACAUGUGUCGGUGUAGACGCAGAGACGACUGGUAUUCUGUGACAAAGUGGAGUGAAAAGAUCCCAGUGUCUGUGUCAGUAUCAGUGUCCACUCCUGUCCACUCUUCAUCUGUCGUCCCUAUGAUCAUCGGACCUGUUGGUGGGAUCCUCCUGGUUCUUCUUCUGGUGUUACUGUGGUACUACAGGCGGUCCAACGAUUUUCGCUGCCCCGGGUGGAAACUGUCAAAAAUCAGCUGUGGAGUAAAUAAUGGAUUAAACAAGAAUGACACUGAUGAGAGCAGCUCUCCUCUGCAUGGCGGCGAUCAUAUCUAUGAGUCGGUCAACUUCUCAGACUCCAGCGGAAAAGUGGCAGAUAAACCCGGGGAUGCAACCUACUCUCUCAUUGAACCGAAAAACUUUGGGGAAAAGAGUGCUCCAAAUAAACCAGUAGAGGGCGCUGUUUACUAUCGUCUGGAGUCAGAAAUGAAAGGCAGGGGGCGCCCUGGAGCAAAAGAAGAGGCUGUUUAUUCUGAAAUCGACUCGGGACCAGAGAACAAUAACACCAUCUAUGCAAACCUGAUUAUUGAUCCCAACUGGUCGACUUUUCAUCCUGGAGAGAGCGUGACGUUCAUUUGUGACAUGAGUGAAGGAGAAGAGACAGACUGGCAAUAUGAGCUUACAAGAAAUGGAAAACAAUUUAUUCAAUACAAUACGCACAAAAGCUACACAUUACAAGGUAUCCAAAUCGAUCAGAGUGGUGAAUACCAGUGCUGUGGACUCAGGAAGAGCUCCAAUGAUACCAACUGCAGUGAUACUGUCUCUUUAACUGUUACUGCUCAACCCAAAGCCAAACUGACUGCAGGUCCUACAACCAUACCAGUAGGGGGCAGUGUGACACUGAGCUGCUCAGUGGAGCCCUCUACUGGAUGGAAAUACAGAUGGUUAAGAAAGACCCAAAACACACCUGAAGUUGAACUCACUGAAGAAGGAAACAGAGAUAUUAAAGUAACAAAAGGAGGAAUAUACCAAUGUAUGGGAAAGAGAGGAAAUGGAGACUAUUACAGUGUUGUAAGUGACGAAGUGAGCUUCAAUAUAACCUUUUCCAACGAGGUAUUUGUGACUCGACGUGAGUUGAUCACUCUGACAUGUGAGAUCCAGGGGGGAGAAACCACUGAGUGGACGUGUGACUGGAAGAGAUCUGGGAAACCUGUAAAAGUGGGAAAUGAUAAACACCUGACUGUCAGUGUUAAUGAGUCCAGCAGUGGAGACUACAUGUGUCAGUGUAGACGCAGAGACGACUGGUAUUCUGAGACAAAGUGGAGUGAAAAGAUCCCAGUGUCUGUGUCAGUGUCCAGUCCAGUCAGCUCUUCGUUUCUUGUGCUCUUAAUUGUUGGAUCGAUUAGUGGAAUCGUUCUCGUCGUCCUCCUGCUCUUGUUGUGGCGAUACAAACGGUCCAAUGAUUUAUGCUGCGUCCGCAGCCAGAGCUCUGCCACCAAUCAUGGAGUGGAUCAGACCGAAGGUCACCUUUACAGCUCUCUGCUGCAUGGCACCACCUCCCUGUAUGAGACAGUUCAUCCACCUGGAGCCAAUGGAAAUGAGAGGCGUCAUCAUCCAGAGGAAGGUUCUGUUUACGAUAAUGUGAGACCAGGACAUGAAAGACGCCAGUGAAGGUGAGAACUAGCGACCCGAACAACAAAAUG
Messenger RNA from Gambusia affinis (western mosquitofish), 2560 nucleotides. RefSeq lists its product as uncharacterized. Bases 84 to 2528 code for a protein of 814 amino acids. The record is from RefSeq and is a predicted model, not a curated record. Gene Ontology annotation, molecular function: transmembrane signaling receptor activity. Gene Ontology annotation, biological process: cell surface receptor signaling pathway. NCBI's taxonomy places the organism in Eukaryota, Metazoa, Chordata, Actinopteri, Cyprinodontiformes, Poeciliidae. The transcript is spliced from 20 exons.